This is a messenger RNA of Nomia melanderi (Alkali bee), 11891 nucleotides long. The record is from RefSeq and is a predicted model, not a curated record. Lineage: Eukaryota; Metazoa; Arthropoda; Insecta; Hymenoptera; Halictidae.
ACUGAAUGGUUGAAUUUUCAGGAAGUUAUUAUAAAACAGUGAGUGGACUGUUCACCGUUUCUUCAUUCCUUAAUUGUAGCGGCUUUGACUCUGACCUGUAUGAAGUGAUCUAUGAAAGUGUGAAAUUGCAUAAACAUUCGCAGCCCACAUAACACGACCACCAUUCCUGUCGAUGAUACGAGGCGUAACAACAAGACGACGCGAAAUGAAGUUAUAGCGGGAUUUAACGGAAGCUUCUUGCCCGAAGGAAGACAUUACAACGGCUGGUGUAAUCCCGAACUAUCCUCCAGAGUCGUUACGAUGAUUGGUCGCUCUUCGAACGAACGUUUACGGUGAUUUUGUUGACUCCCAAUGAAAGACCGAGCUACCUUUCGAAUUAAUACCGGUCGCACAAAGAAUGAUUAGUAUUAAUUAAGUUCCUUUGCGCGGACGUCACUGAGACUAUGUAAAUCGCUGGCAAAGAACAAACAAAAGAAAAACAGAAAAACUGAAGUCGGAUUAACGAUUCGAACAAUUCGAUUCUGCUGGAGAUUAUACCGCGAUGAAAAUAACUAACCAGAAAUAUCUACGCGGAUUAAGAUUUUUAUAGAAUCGAUCUUGAUUAAGAAACUAAUUUUCCUCGUCAGUGGCUUCACCGGAAACAAAUUCAAUUAAUAAUACCGUUGAAUGCAUUUGCAAGAUAUGUAUUCAAUUUUCACCCGUUAACACGGACGACUGUUAUAAUCGUCAGAUUUUUGUUUACACACCGGCACGUGAUUAUAACAGUGAUACAUUUUUUAAACUAGCAAAAAUCGUAUUAAAUAUUUUUCAGAAGCAUUGAAUUUCCAUUAAACAUUUUAUGCCGUUAAACGAAUCUUUCGAAGAAAAAGUGUGUUUCCGUGAUUGGUCUUGAUAAUGGUACCCGUUAAUGGGUUAAAUAUUUAAAUAGCUUGUCAACAGCUUCUCCAGGAAGAAAAUGAAUCAACGAUGUUAUUGAACGUGUUUAUGAGAUAUAUUUCACUCAACUUUAUAUGUAUUUCGAUAUCGUGGAAGCCGACAUCCGCGGUCCAGUUCAAAAACAAUCAAACAAGUAGUCAGAGGUAAAACACACGCAGCAACAUUCUCGACCCCCAUGAGAAAUUCCUAGGUGCACGGUUGGAAAUCAAACUCAACUAUCGUUGGACGUUGCAUCAGCAUCGGCGACUUUCGUCUUUCGACGAGCUGCAACGGUGCAACCAGUGUCCACCAACCGUAAUCUUAUCAUAGUGUAACACAGGCUGGGAUAACCAGCGGCAGUGUUGUUGUACGCGUUUACCAUCGACAACGAGCGUUAUUCUUAACGAUUCAGGCGGUAAUGGCAUCGGGCCAUGCAUACAAGGUGUUCCGUUCGAAACGAGCGAAUUCAGCCGCGAAUCGAGUUUAUCUAUACUUAUUAAUCACCAACGAGAAUUGAUAUUUCUUAAUUAACACGUUGACCGCCACGGCGCACACCGAUGAUCGUGGUUUCCGAAUUACAAGAAAAUAAUGAUUACUGGUAAGAUAACUGACGUCGAAUACAAAUAUUCAGUAGCGUGAAUAAUUAGAUUGUCGUGUAACCUAAGAAUUGUGAUACUAAAUAAUUAAUAAUUCUUCUUUUCUCAUUAUUGCUAGGAAAAGAAUGAGUGACAUAUAAAACGCUGUUCUUCGUGACAGUUAACGUGUUAAAAGAUACUUUUGAUUGACACGUCGAAUAUCGCGUUAGUCACGCGUGUCCGACAAUAAGGUUCUUCUUUACACCUUAUUGAUUAACUACGCCCUGUAUAAAGUUCGUUAUAUUAUUACAUUUUUUGUAUUAUUAAUUUGUUAUGUUGAGUGUAACAAUUCUGGUGAGGGACAAUGAAAAUUUUGUUUGGCCACCGGUGACUGACAGUAAAGGAUUUAUUAGAUUGUUAUUUAUUACUGUGUGUCGUUGUAGACAUUGUAAACAUUCGUUGAUUGAUUGGAUAAGUUAGUUUACGCAGUGAUUCGUUUCACUAAUGCCAAGAUAACCUCUAAGCAUCUGCGAUGAUUGAAUGAAACCAAUAAUUUAUAAAUUAAUUACGGGACACCCUGUAUAUACAAGUUGUUCUGAAACAUCGGACGUUUGAUAAAGCAUCUCGAUUAAACGCAUUAAUUUCCGUAAUGUCUGUUUCGAGAUAGAAAGGCAGAAUUCUUCUCGAAUAUGGGAAACGGUUAUCGCAAGUGUUUCCGUUGGAAAAAAAAAGAACACCACUUUACUCGACGUUCGCUUAUACGGUUGCAAGUAAAUAGCUAAAUUUUUGUCUUACGUAAUUAUUUAUAAUCUUUUAUGGGGAGAGAUUAGCAAUAGCAACUUUAUUUCUUUCUUUAAAUCAUUCAGUCGAAAUACAAGUACUUCUAUGCGUGUGUUACAUGUACACGUUGUAUAAAACCGUUUCAGUUUAAAACGAACAAUCGUUUGUAAAUGAAAGAGCUUUUAACAAAUUUCUAAAUACUACAGAAGAAGAAAAAUGUAGAUUGACAUGUUGCUGUUUAAUUAAUGAAAUUAUUUCCUUGUAACUUAUGAUUUUAAGGACCAAACUUCAAUGUCGCCAAUACGUUAGCAUUCGUCUUCAAAAGUUUCAAAUAGUGCCGUAAAAUCAUCGUGUUUCACUAUAAUUUUGAUAGGUGCACCCGCAUUUGAUACAUGCUCUAUGAUCUACGUAAAGAAAUUUAUUACGUUUCCUUCGGUUCAUUCUCUCCCUUUUCAUCUCCCGUUUGAGUCGGAAUAAUUUCUUUCGUUUUAGGCUCUUUCGAUUCCUCAGCUACUUUUUCGAUCUUCGAUUCCACCUUUCUUCUUGGCUUCUUGCUUUUCUUUGGUAGUUCUACGGUAGCUUCUCUGGACGACUUUUUUCUGAUCACCUUUAACAGACAACGACACACCGGAUCGGUGAUUCAGGUUUUUCAGCUGUGACCGUUCUUUACUUCAUGAAGAAGAGAUUACAACUUUUCAUCCAUGGUAGCAGACUUCAUUGAUAUUGCAUUGCCAUAAAUGCAAGAUGAUCAGUGUGUAUUGCCAUAAACGCAAGGUGACCAGCGUGUAUUGCCACUUUGUCGCUCAUCGUUGUACUUGAAUAGAAUCAGUGUCAAUAAUUAUUUAUUACAACGCGAUUACCUCGAUUAGACUAUUAAUAAUAGAUGGAAUAUCGAGUUAUUUUGAUAAGGAAUGUCCGACGGCAAACUUUAUAUUGUUAAAACCGAACAAAACGUAAACAAGUGCAUGUACGAUAGCUGAAUUCCAUAGUGUCGAAGAAGAAAAGUUAUAAUCUCUUUAUUACUGAAGUGCAUAUAGAAUUUUAAUUGAAUUGCGCAGCAAUAGAAAUGGCACUAACGGUCGAAUAGCUUUUAUUCAUUAACACGAGUCGAAUGUCUUUGUGGAAAUGAUAUUUCUCUUACGAUCGUGCAACUGGCGUGCCAGAGAAAAGAUGUGCGGUGAAUGGGGAUCGUGGCAAGAGGUAAAACAAUUUUCCGUAUUUUUCCCGUUUUUAACGAUCGAUAAUUUAUUGUUAUUUGCACGAGUCGUAUUAGACUUUAUGAUCCGCGCGAUAGCUAGUAGUGAACUCAAUCGACAUCCAUAACGAAUUCAAGCUCUGGGAGAGGAUUGGAGGAAUGAAAAAAUCACGUUCCCUACCAUACGCUGUAAUAAUUUCUUCGUAGUCGGCUUUCUAUUGUGUCUUUUGUCCCAUAUUUCCUUCUCCUGCCACCAAAUACGCUGGUAUUCGUUCGUGAUCAGCUGUUCUAUGCAAGGCCGUUUCUCCCUGCACACGAUUUCAAGCAUAUUAAAUUUCUUGUUCAUUUCACAACUUCAUUUUUCAUCUGUCCCGUGGCGUACUUUCUAAAAAUAAACUAGGACCAAUUGAAAAUUCUGGCCGUACGUUUGCAUUUGCAAUUUAAAUAAAUAAUUAAUAUGCAUUAAUCAUUUGUACUAAUACAUUAUCUACCUGCGGUAGAACGGUAUGUUCGAGAUUAAUGAUCAUCGCAUAAGGAUUUCUUAAUCGAACUUUCUAUGGCUAUUGUAAUUACGUCACUCGAUAGAGUGUUGCUGAUUAAUGUAAAUAAAUAAAUGAUUGACGAAUAGAAUAAAUGAAUAAGAAAUUGGACAGAAUAAAGAAAUCGACUGAUUACUUUUCGUAAGACGGGACGAAGACCUUCUGCGAUGUGUACUGCGAAGAUAUGAUGUUGUCCGGUGUCUUCAGAGGCACGGCGGCCGACCACUGUCUAACUUUCAUCUCGGUCACGGGCGCGUUCAUAUUCGCCAGUCGAGUGAUCUCGUCGAGCAAUAAAUGUCCAGGUUCUAAAACGUUCAAAGUUAACUCGAACUAUUCCGACGGGAACGAAUCGAAACGCCAUAAAAUGGCGGACCGUCCGACAGAGGGUUCAAAUUCCGAAUAGACUCACGUGAACGUUGACCCAGAUCGAGGUCAAAUUUUUAUCGAAUCCAUUUCUUCGAGUGUUCAUGCACGUAUUCUCACAUGAUACACUUAUUCCUUGUCUCAUACAGGGUGACCUUAAAGGUAACACGCUACCAAGAAAACUGUGACGUUUCUUUCUGACAGCGACUCUGGUAUACCAUAUGUAAACAAAUUUCUGGCAGCAAAUUCAGUACACUUGAAAUAAUAAUAAAAGAAAAUAUUUUUGCUAAUGGAAAAUAAAAGGAAAAAAAAUUACAAGUUACUUGGUACUGCAUCUGCGCCAGCAUUUUCGGAACAUUUAUCACCUAAUACCUUUUUCGUUAACCCUAGAACUACCAAACAUUCAAAUUAAUUUCUCGACAUUCCUCUAUAGAAACUUCUACCGUGCAUCCAUCAAGACUUCGAUCGGUUUGCAAUUCAGUUAGAAUAUAUCUAAAUCAGUUUUUUCAGUAAUUUCUCAGAGAAGCAUCUGUUAUCUUCGCAAUGAUUCCAAACAGAAGAAACCAGGAAUGAGACACUUUGACGUCUGGUAGCACCAGCGUUCUUCUCGCGGAACCACGAAGAUCAUCGUAAAAAACGCAAUUGAAACAUCUGCAAUUUCGUUCUAUUUCAUUUUGUAAUUUCACCGUGCAAUUUCUAAGUAAGCAAUUGUCGACAAUUGUCGUAGACACAGGAACGAAACCUGCGGUCGACGAUAGUUUGACGUGGCCAUUAACGCGAAGGGUGGAUGUAAGUAUCUGGGUGAAACGGGAACCGACACAAAGUGAUAUUUGCCUGAUAACCAGCCUGGAAAACGUUCUCGCAUCGCGUUAAUGGGUUUAGCACUGACCACGUGCCCCGGUUGAAGCAAAUGUGGCCCACAAACCUUCCGCCGGCCGUUUACAUCGUGAUUAACGACGUCCAUAAAGUAGAGCGUUACAAAAAUUUCACUGCGAAAAUUAUGAUUUUUCGAUUCAAAUUUCCGCCGGCACACCGCGCCUGAAAAACCCUCAUUUCAUCGGGCACGUGACAUUUAUUCGUUUAACACUCGAACGAAUCCAGUCGGAACGAUCAUUGACGACCACUUAAGAAUUAGCUUUACCCGUGAUAACAUCACCGACGAAAACAUUAAAAUCAGUUGUUUCUUUUUUAAAGCUGCAAUAAACCUUUUUCAAUACGACUUUUUGCGACAUGUUCCACCACGUCCCGACGUGCCGAUUCUACGUUUUUGUUACCGGUUAUUGCUGAAAAUCAAUAAAAAAUCAAGGAAAUGUUCGGUAAUUACGCAAAUUUAGAUAUGAUCCUUGCAUGAGAUAUUCUUAUCGGAAACAAUCGGUUUUUCUCUUGGUCGCGAGCGUGGCCGUUACGAUGAUCGUUUGAAUUUUCCGCCAUACGUUCGUGCGCGCGUAUUGCGUCAAUUAAAUCGGUAUUUAUAGCUCCGGCACACUUAUUUCUUCGACGUCGUUCAGCCGAUCGAAAUUGUAGCAGUCGGCGGGAUCGCGAUCCAGUUCUCGUUAGUUACGUCCAAUUUUCAUUAAAAUUCUGCUAAUUUAAAAGAGAUUUAUCUCUUCUGUUAUUGUCAGGUUUCCCAUCCACGCCGCGACGCGCGAUCGGAAUCCGUGGGAUCGAAAUCAUCCGCGCGCGAUACGAUCUCAUAAGAUUCACCGAAUUCUUUUUCUUCAAGUCGCGGCGUAUACCUGUAUACCGCGCACAAGCGGAAGCGGCUCGAUCGUCGGCCGUUUAAAUCGAACGAUAAACCUCGGUGCGAAAAAAUUCAUCUACGCAGCAUCGAUUUUGCGGCGGAAGGUUAAAAAGCAGCAGGUUUUAUCGAAGGCGCUCGUGUUUCCCGGAAAUUCAACAAUAGCGACACGACGAUUCGAAACAUCGGUCUUCUUCUAGCUCGAUCACGUUGAAUUUUAAUUUCUCGUUAGAAAUGAAAAUCGAAAGGAUCAAAAAUCAGGAACGCUCGAAAUUGUGUAACGUUACUCUUCACGUGCCAGAGAUACAAAGACUAACUAUCAAAAUGCAACUUUUGAUGCAACAGUAAUUUCUCACUUGUAAUCAAGUAGCUCAGCGUAAUCGUGGUCUAAUUACUAUUUCUGAGCUCUGGAGAAGCGAAAGCUCUCGCGGAAUGUUCUCUACCAUGUUAUUAACGAUUAAUAAUUAUUAUAAUAUUAACAAUAAUAUUAAUAAUAAGUAUAAAAUCAAUAUCGAUUAUAAAAUGAUGAUAAUAUUAAAUAUAAAAUAGUAAUAAAAUAAUUCUAAAAUAGCAACAAUAUCAAUAACAUCAACAAUCAAUAUUAACAUUGGUACUCGUAACAGUGAUAUUCAAUUAAUCCAAGAAUAUCCACAAAAGCUUGCCCCGAGAGCCCAGAAACAGAAGUCACACUAUUAUUCCUCGCCACUCGAUCAUCACCUGUGAUUUACUCUAAUCACCGCAGAUUACCAACGACCGACGAUCGUAAACAAUUAUUCGCGAUCGGAUCGACAUUGGAAUCGUAUCUAAUCAGAUCACACCUUGAACACUAAUGUACUAAUUGAAUUUGUUCCCUGUUGGAGCUGCAGAGACCAGACACCGCUGCGAUCCGUCUAAUGCCCGAAGUGGAAGCCAGGCCGCAUGGAGGAUCCUAUCGAUCGCGGCACCGCCAUUUCUUCUAACGAUUGCGAUCGACGUGACCGCGUGGCGGCCGGUGGAAUCGUGCGCCGCGAUGGGAACCGUACAACACCGAGGAGGGAGUCGGGCACCGAUAUGGGAGGAGUUCCAUCGAGUUCUCUCUCCGUUCAGAGACUGCAUGGAGCAGAGGUGGUCUCUGCUCACCUGAGGAUUUCAGGUGGCAGUCGCCCUGCUGAGUUGUUCAGCGACGGGUACCUCUCGUAAGCGGGACACCGACGACGGUCGUGAUCCAGAGGAUCCCGCGAGCUCUUAAGCCGAGUUCUCUUAACACUACUGCCACAUACCUGACAACGCGCUCUAACAUAUAUCACGCACGUCAGAUAGAUAGAGACAGGGAUAGAAACAGAGAUAGAGAGACAGACAGAGAGAGAGAGAGAGAGAGAAAGAGAAAGAGAAAGAAAGCGAAAGAGAGAUAGGGAUAGAUAGGCACUACGAUGCAGGAUUUUUACAGUCGCCUUAAACACGGACAGUAUACACGAUCGGUCGACCGAGGUACACGCGUUUUUCACGCGCCGUGGUCCGGCGCCAGCGUCAGCCGGAUCAUUGCUAGGACACUUAGCUACCUUGUCUGAGGACUCGUCGAGGGACUUCGGUAGCCCAACGAGCUCGACGACGAUCAGUGCGGUUCAGUGAGAACGGGUCCGGAGGAUUUUGCUUUUCGUUCUCUCGAAUGAACUGACUACAAGUUCCCAUUGCGUUGUGUGUCAUGGGGAAACGUUGGGACUGUCGGUGAUCCGUUCAAAAAUACUCUCGCGGGGAUUGAUCGGUGAACAGUGAAAUUUUCGAUCGAGUCGGAGCAUGAUGGGAGAAGUGAUCCGGGUUUCUGGGAGGGCACCUGACGUCGGAGAGUUCCUGAAGGAGGCGAUGCUAUCUCAGAGGUUCGCCGACGUCGCCCUUUGCUGUCCCGACGGUCAAAGGUUCCUCGCCCAUCGUCUCGUCUUGUCGGCCGCUAGCCCUUACCUGCAGGAAGUCCUGCUGGCGCACAGCAAAACCUCGUCGCACUGCGAGCCGAUCACAGUGAUCCUCGCGGAGGUGGAGGCGCCGGAACUUGCCGCGAUCCUCGGCUUCGUGUACACCGGAAACGCGACCGUGCCGCGGCCCCGAUUGAAUGCUUUCCUGCGGGCCGCGGAAGCGCUGCGGAUCAGGCUUCCACCAGUGCCGUUCUCGAUGACCUGUUCGCGGCCAGACUGCAAGCAAGAGGACGCGAUGGACGUGAAGAUCAGCCCCAGGUACCUACGGUGCGAUCAGUAUCCUUGCUGCGACCGAUGGUACGGAGAGCAAGAUGCGAACAACACCAUGGCCGGUAAGCGGGAGGUCUGCCCGGCGAUCGAGUCGCCGGAGACCGGCAGGGAAAUCGGACCGCUUCCCGAUUCGAUGAACUUUGCCGGGCCGAGAUACGGCUCGGUCAGGCACUGCUCCGCUACCUGGCCCGUUCCCGCGUUCCUGAACGCAGGCCAAGAGAAGAACGCCAUCCGCGUUCUAGAUCAGCUGCCUGAUAGGGACGGAACGCUUCAGACGGACGUCAGACGGUAUCAUCAUCCCGUCGUCGCGGUGCCGAGGAUUGAAAGGAUCGACGACGGCACCGCUACCGGCGCGGAGCACAGCGUACCACGGGCGACCUGUCAUUCACCGGCGAAGCAACAGGAGUUCUGCUUCUCGAGGAACGGCUAUGAGCUUCACAGGCAGCUGGACCCCCUAGAAUUGAGAAUGCGAAAUGACCAGAGGAAUAAUCGCGCGCAAGAAGACGCGGGAUGGCGACCGACGAGUCUGUACGAUGAUGAGAGGACUGUCGAAGAUCGAGGCAGCGUGAUCCGUUCGAGGAUCGGCGGUAGUCAGUGCGCGGCGUCGGUGCAGCAGCCCGCCGAGCGGCCCAGACAGCUCGAGAAACCAGAUUACGGCGAGGAUCUGACGUGCGGGGAAAGUUGCUUCGGCUGGAGGACACCGAAAAGGCACGUGGCCAAUCGCGUGAUCGCCUCCCCGUGGCGACAGACCGCCAGGCCUUAUCACUCGCCCAGGCUGCAGCCCAUCGUGCUUCUUCAGCCUCACGCGGACGAUGUCGAGGUCGGAGAAAGUUUGCGUCCGCCGGAAGCCCAACAGCCGGCAGCGAUUCCGUACAGUCCUAAUCUUCAGUUUCCUAAAAAUGCUGCGUCCACGGUCCAUUAUUAUGGCGUCGAGGCUCCUGUCAGCCGGGAAGUCCCAUAUAGCCCUGGUCCGAGGUUGUUGGAGGCUAAUUCGGCACCAGGGAUCAGAUCCCGGGAGUUUUAUUCGCCUCAGGUCCCAUUUCCGACUCCUCCGGAGACCAUUCCGGCUAUUGUAAACGAUACGACUGGCAGCGAGACUGUUCUGCAACCGCAGAACAACGUCGUGUCGACGACAACGAGGCUACCGUUGAUCGGCAAUGAGAAUGUUCAGCCGAAUGCUACUAAAAAGACCGGUUACUUCGGCCAGGCCCUGACCCAUCAGCUUCAGAAGCCGGAGAUCUCUCAUCCGGUUAGCAGACUAUGCGACACGAUCGAGUCUGAUGAUAAAAACGAUCGUUGUUUCGCUGUUAUGGAACCAGAGAGGCCGGAGAAAGAGCCGAGGAAGGACGAUAAGCUCGCGGAUAGGGUUAUUAGGAAUAGCGAUAACAAUAACAACGAUGCUAUCGUCGGGAACGAUGUUCCGCAACGUGGGAGGCCGGCCGCCAGCCAGGAGAGCCACAGAUGCGAUCAGUGCGGGAAGACUUUCGUUACCAGAGCAUCUCUUAAGGUGCACGUAAGGACGCACUCCGGCGAGAAGCCAUUCCGUUGCGCGGACUGUGGCAAGCAGUUCUCCCAGCUGCGGAACUACAAGUACCACCGCAGCGUUCACGAGGGCACCAGGGAGUUCGCGGCCACCUGCCCGGAAUGCGGCAAGUACUUCAAUGACCGGGGCUACCUGAGUUCUCACAUGAAGAUCCACCGUAACCGGAAGGAGUACGGGUGCGCGGAAUGCGGGAAAAGCUUCAACCAGCGGGUCGCGUAUAACAUGCACGUGCGGAUCCACACGGGUGUCAAGCCGCACCAGUGCGAGCAGUGCGGUAAGGCUUUCUCGCGAAAAAUGCUGCUGAAGCAGCAUCUCAGGACGCAUUCCGGGGAACGGCCGUACCAGUGCCAGGUCUGCCAGAAGGCUUUCGCCGACCGGUCCAACAUGACUCUGCACACUAGGCUCCAUUCUGGCUUGAAACCGUACCAGUGCACCCUGUGCUCGAAAGCCUUCACCAAGAAACACCACCUCAAGACCCACUUGAACUAUCACACCGGGACUAAGCCGUACUCCUGCCCGAACUGCGGCCUCAGGUUCUCGCAGAGCAGCAACAUGAGGACCCAUUACAAGAAGUGCACCGUGAACAAUCCCGCCGAGGCGAAAGAGGGGAUCGACGGGAACUCGGCCGAGUCCAAGGUCGGCCAGCCGAGGAUACUGCCGAGGACACCUGCGGACACCCUCACGCCACCUAACUCGGACCAAGAGCUGAGCAUACUGACACCCAUAUCGAAGAAUCCGUUGGAAGCUAGCGGGAGCUAGUAGCGAUUCAGGUAAUCUGAUCGGACCAUAGUGUGCUGUACUCCUUGUUGCAUUCUGACGGGGGCUAACGGUACUUGGUCCAGGGAGAGCUUGUAUAGAUUCACGAGCGUAUUCGAAGCCGAGGAUACACGCCGGGGCUGGAGGCCUAGCGGGACUAUAAAUAAAGUCCGUGUCCUCAGCUUCGGGACGAUCUCGGGGGAACAUGAUUUAGAGGAUGGGGCUGAUUUAGAGGAUGCUUAGGCGGCCGACCGGUGACUCUUUUCUUCAGGCAGCCUUUUCCUCCGCGAGGCCAAGUGAUUUAGAAUCUAAUUACCGUGUCGUUGAGUACACGAUCGCCUUGGAAAGCGAGUUAACGGUUAUUGGAAAUAUUCGAAUGUAUCGGAGAUUUCGGGUACCGUUUAGGUCGAACGCUGGUCGAAUCGAUUAACUUCGGAUUCUGGAUUGUCUAAGACUUGAUCGUUAAAGUAUUUUAUUGAAUCUUGACUUUAUUCAAGGGGAUUCUACUAAAGUAAAUUAUAGUAAAGUAAACUUGACGAAGCUGAAUGUAUUCUAUAAUGUUUGCUUGAUUUCCAAUUUGAAGGAAGAUUCUUGACGCGUAGGUGCUACAGCUUCUCUCUACUUUGUUGGCCAAUUAGCGGGUAAUUUUUUAGUUCGCGCGUACAAUAAAUUUCUAAACCUUCCUACUUGGCAAUCGAGACUCCGAUCGUUCCUUUGCAAGUACGCCACUUUUAGGAAGUAGUUUCUUGAAAGCGUUAACUGACUCUUCAAAGCGACCGUGUGUAUGUACUUUGUAACACGAUUACCGUGCUCAAAUGAAGGAAAGGGGUACGAACGGGGACUUGUUUUUCUACCAUUCCGCAGAAACGGAACGAAGCGGUAACGGAACUCCCACACAGAAAAAACUGACCGGGCCAUAAGAGUUGUCUCGGCCGGAGCGAAUGUGCAGGGCUAGCUAGCAGCCGGGUUAGACGUUACCUGAAGGCUUAAGCUGUGGAUCUUGAGCCGUUUAUCGAGACAAUUCGUGAUCCUCUUAGCUGCUCGAUCACCGGAGUCAUUCCGUUCGCUAGAUAACGUAAUGCUCUCCUGUCUCGAUCGCCGGGACGUGUCGGAGACCCGAUAUAUCUGUGAUGCAACGAGUCACGUAAUGACUUAUGAAUCGAGAAACGUGUUAGUUUAGCGAUUGCUUCGGCUGUCUUGGAAAUCCUCUUAGUAAGACCGAAAAGACUUGAAUUAACGAUCAACCCUUUGAGGACGAACAUUGUUAACAC